CCACUGCACUCCAGCCUGAGCGACAGAGCAAGACCCUGUCUGUAAAAAAAAAAAAAGGAAAAAGAAAUGGAGUCCAGGUGAUGGACUGGUAGGAGGGACAGUGUUGGGGGCCUGAGGAAGGAAUCAAGGAUGAAGCUUCAGUGCCCCCCAAGUCUCUGCUCGCCCCUGCCAGACCCCCCCUUCCUCUAAGACCUUGGCAUCUACCCCCUGCCCCAGCACUGACCCCAGAGACAGUCUGGGAGUGCCUGUCCAGCUCUGUCUCCCCCUAGGAGCUGGGCCAGGGCUGUAUCCUCUCUGGGGUCCAGCCUCACCCGGCACAGGGUAGGCACAGUGGCGGGGGUGUGUGUGGCACCAGGAACUAGAUGCCCCAUCCCUGCCCAUCUCCCUGUUCCAGCCCCUAUACAUGGUGACUGCUGGCCGGUCCUGCCAGAUGUCUGCCCUGCCGCCCUCCUCCAAGAUGAGCUAUGAUUUUCUUUCUCCCAUACCCCACAACCUACCCCCGGGACUGUCCCCGCAGCCUCUACAGAAACCACUGGCUCUGGGCAACUUGGCCCCAAGGGAGUGGGGAGGACGCAGGUGCAGCAUGGGGUGGGGCCGGGGUGGGGCCUCUGAACCCACUGCGUCCAAGCCUCUCACCCGCCACCCAGGUGCCCCUGAACCGAGGAACGCAGGCGGUGGUCAUAGGGAGGGGAAGGGAAGCACCAGGAGACAGCAGCAGCAUGGGCGGGCGACCCUCGAGCCCUCUGGACAAGCAGCAGCAGCAGCACCUAAGGGGUCAGGUGGACACCCUGAUGAGGAACUUCCUGCCCUGCUACCGCGGGCAGCUGGCAGCAUCUAUCCUGCGGCAGAUCUCCCGAGAGCUGGGCCCUCAGGAGCCGGCUAGAAGCCAGUUGCUACGCAGCAAAAAGCUGCCCCAAGUCCGUGAGCACCGAGGACCCCUGACCCAGCUUCGGGGCCACCCACCCCGGUGGCAGCCGAUCUUCUGUGUCCUGCGUGGGGACGGCCGCCUGGAGUGGUUCAGCCACAAGGAGGAAUAUGAAAACGGGGGUCACCCCCUUGGCUCCACAGCCCUGACGGGAUACACACUCCUGACUUCCCAGCGAGAAUAUCUCCGCCUUUUAGACGCUCUCUGCCCGGACUCCUUGGGAGACCAUACUCAGGAAGAGCCUGACUCCCUCUUGGAAGUGCCUGUGAGCUUCCCGCUGUUCCUGCAGCACCCCUUCCGCCGGCACCUCUGCUUCUCUGCAGCCACCAGGGAGGCACAGCAUGCCUGGAGGCUGGCCCUGCAGGGUGGCAUCCGGCUUCGGGGCACAGUCCUGCAGCGAAGCCAGGCCCCUGCUGCCCGGGCCUUCCUGGACGCCGUCCGACUCUACCGGCAGCACCAAGGCCACUUUGGCGACGACGACGUGACCCUAGGCUCAGACGCCGAGGUGCUGACCGCGGUGCUGAUGCGGGAGCAACUUCCCGCGCUGCGAGCCCAGACCCUUCCUGGCCUCCGGGGAUCAGGCCGCGCCCGUGCCUGGGCCUGGACCGAGGUUUGCCCUGCGUCCGGACCUGGGACAGGGGGCGGGAUCCGGGCGCUCGGGUUCCCCUCCCACGACUGUCGCCUAAACUCUCUCCUGGUCUCUCUGACCCCCAUCCCCGCCCCGUGUCUCGGCUCUGUCCCGCACUCCUGUCCUGCGUGGGGUCCCCUCGACCGGUCUGGGCAGCUUCUAGACGCCGUUCACGCAGCUGUCCUGGCCGGGGCCUCCGCCGGGCUCCGCGCCUUCCAGCCGGAAAAGGACGAGCUGCUUGCAUCCCUGGAGAAGGCGAUCCGCCCAGACAUGGACCAGCUACUGAGGCAGCGGGCGCGUGUGGCGGGGCGACUGCGGACGGAUAUCAGGGGACCGCUCGAGUCGUGCCUGCGCCGGGAGGUGGACCCGCAGCUGCCCCGGGUCGUGCAGACCCUGCUGCGCACCGUGGAAGCGUCGCUCGAGGCGGUGCGGACCCUCCUGGCUCAAGGCAUGGACCGACUGUCCCGCCGCCUGCGCCAGAGCUCCUCGGGCACGCGGCUGCGCAGGGAGGUUUACUCAUUUGGAGAGAUGCCAUGGGACUUGGCACUGAUGCAGACAUGCUACCGUGAGGCCGAACGGAGCCACGGGCGCUUGGGGCAGCUGGCAGCACCGUUUGGCUUUCUGGGGAUGCAGAGCCUCGUGUUUGGGGCCCAAGAUCUUGCACAGCAGCUCAUAGCUGACGCUGUGGCCACCUUCCUGCAGCUGGCUGACCAGUGUCUGACCAUGGCCCUCAACUGUGACCAGGCUGCCCAGAGGCUGGAGAGAGUCAGGGGGCGCGUGCUGAAGAAAUUCGAAUCGGACAGCGGGUUGGCGCAGAGGAGGUUCAUCCAAGGCUGGGGUCUCUGCAUCUUUUUACCUUUUGUGCUGAGCCAACUCGAGCCAAGCUGCAAAAAGGAGCUGCCUGAGUUCGAGGGGGAUGUCCUUGCCAUGGGCAGCCAGGCUCUGACCACUGAGGGCAUCUAUGAGGACGUCAUCCGGGGGUGCUUGCUGCAGAGGAUUGACCGAGAACUGAAAAAGACCCUUGGUGCCAAUGAUGUAUCCUGCACUCUGGACGGCUGCUUGGAGGUCCCAUGGGAACAGGAGGGAGCAGAUGAGGAAACUGAGGCUGAGCGGGAAGGAAGGACUUGUUCCAGGCAGCCGGGCUCUGGUGCCCAGAUCCAGCCACUCUGCCCACCGCCUUCUCAAGGAACAUUCCGGAGCUGAAUCUUCACCCACACCUAUCUUGUUUCUAUUGGAUAAAUGUCUACAAGUGGAA
Macaca mulatta (Rhesus monkey) is the source of this 2808-nucleotide messenger RNA. It is a transcript of the gene NIBAN3, whose product is annotated as niban apoptosis regulator 3. The record is from RefSeq and is a predicted model, not a curated record. NCBI's taxonomy places the organism in Eukaryota, Metazoa, Chordata, Mammalia, Primates, Cercopithecidae.